Molecule: messenger RNA, 6102 nt
Organism: Haplochromis burtoni (Burton's mouthbrooder)
Lineage: Eukaryota; Metazoa; Chordata; Actinopteri; Cichliformes; Cichlidae
Product: G protein-activated inward rectifier potassium channel 1
Exons: 3
Coding region: 991-2550 (519 amino acids)
Biological process (GO): potassium ion import across plasma membrane; regulation of monoatomic ion transmembrane transport
Cellular component (GO): plasma membrane
Molecular function (GO): G-protein activated inward rectifier potassium channel activity
Source: RefSeq, a predicted model, not a curated record
CUGAUGACAUGACUCAUCUCAUUACUCCGAAAACAUCAGUACCAUAGAUUAUAAUUCCAUUUUCAAUAUCAACCGAUGAAUUUCAUAUUCUGAAUAAACCCUUUUAAAUAAACAUUUCAUCGCUCUCAAGCUGGAACUUUACAAUGAACGACCACUGUCAUCGGAUUUCAUUUACUUCCACUGUAGAAACACUAGGUGGAGAUAAACAUCCACCACCACGCGCCAUACUCGUAAUGACACGAUUUUAUAGUACAGCACAAUGUUCUCUGGUGAUGGGCACCUCGAUAAUUUAGUAAUAACAAACAGAUUUCAAAGCAUAUAAAAAACAAGUCGAAAACACAGACUAAGGAUAGUAAUGCGGUCAAUGGUGAAUUUGAAUGUUUAUGCUUUCGAAUUAUUGGAAACAGGCAAAAAGGAAAAAUGAAAUAAAAAGAAAAAAGCACUCCCUGGUCUGUAUCCCCACGUAAGCCCACCCCCGUGAAAGUGAAAUCUGCCAUCCGUGCUGCAGUUCCUCUACAGUCUUUAAUUUGAAGUCACUCCUACCAGGACGUAUUUCCUCGGGCACAAGGGCGCGCUGGAGCCUGCCGUCUUAUUAACGCACAGGUUUACUGACACAGCACUGGAUCUACAAAGGACCCAAGGACACAGACUUUUGAAUCUAGUUAGCUUGAUUAAAAGCAGCUAACACUGACAUCAUUUUAUUGUACGGCUCCCUAAACGGAUGGUAUCGUAAUAAAAAAAGAAAAAAAGUUAUCAAUUGGGACCGAAAAAGGGACCGAGUAUGAAUGAUGUAUUGCGCAGAAUCUCGGCUCAUUUAGCCUACGAUUAAUUUACCGGAGAGAAGCGCAUCUCCAUCUCGUGGGAUGCGAGCGGGGCAUGUCUUUGCUGAAUGCUGUUGCACGGUUUUGGUUAGACGGUGCCAAACUUGCGCAAAGAGCCCGAUUCUGCACAAGAACUGAUCGUUGCCAGUAAGGUGACCGAAAGCACACAAUGUCAGCCAUACGGCGGAAAUUUGGCGAGGACUACCAGGUGGUAAACACCAACCGGAGCAUGACUUUUUCCGCGCCGGUGAAGAAAAAGAGGCAGCGAUUUGUAGAGAAGAACGGCCGCUGCAAUGUCCAGCACGGUAACCUUGGGAGUGAAACCAGCAGGUACAUCUCUGAUCUAUUCACCACGCUGGUGGAUCUAAAGUGGCGCUGGAACCUGCUCAUCUUCAUCCUCACGUACACGGUGGCGUGGCUGGUCAUGGCUUCGAUGUGGUGGGUCAUCGCUUACAUCCGCGGAGACCUGAGCUACGGCGGCCACAACUCGUCCUACACCCCGUGCGUCGCCAACGUCUACAACUUUCCCUCUGCGUUUUUGUUCUUCAUCGAGACCGAGGCGACCAUCGGCUACGGCCACCGGUACAUCACGGAAAAGUGUCCUGAGGGUAUCAUCCUCUUCCUCUUCCAGUCGCUGCUGGGCUCCAUCGUGGACGCUUUCCUGAUUGGCUGCAUGUUCAUCAAGAUGUCGCAGCCCAAGAAGCGCGCGGAGACGCUGAUGUUCAGCCAGGACGCGGUCAUUUCGCAGCGGGACGGGAAGUUAUGCCUCAUGUUCCGAGUGGGAAACCUGCGAAACAGCCACAUGGUGUCCGCUCAGAUCAGGUGCAAACUCAUAAAGUCUCGGCAGACCCCAGAGGGCGAGUUCCUGCCUCUGGAUCAGUGUGAACUGGAUGUAGGUUUCGGGACAGGGGCGGAUCAGCUCUUCCUAGUGUCACCUUUGACUAUCUGCCAUGAGAUCAACAGCAACAGCCCGUUCUUCGACCUGUCACAGCGCUCGCUCAUGAACGAUCAGUUUGAGAUUGUUGUCAUUCUGGAGGGCAUCGUGGAGACCACUGGUAUGACAUGCCAGGCAAGGACAUCUUACACUGAAGAUGAAGUCUUGUGGGGUCAUCGCUUCCUCCCUGUCAUGUCUCUUGAAGAGGGCUUCUUCAGAGUCGAUUACUCCCAGUUCCACAACACCUUUGAAGUCCCCACACCUCCCUACAGUGUCAAAGAGCAGGAGGAGAAGUCCUCCCUGACGUCACCCAACCCCCUGCCUGUUGCGCCUACUCCCCCUUCGCCUCUGCUGAAGAACAGCAGCCGAGUAGGCCGCAGGGAGAGGCUCCUGUCAGCUGACAAUGCAGACCAUGUAGAUGAUCAAGUCUCCAGGCUGCCCAGCAAACUCCAGCGCAUGAGCUCCAGCAGGGAGGAGCAUCUCUGGAGGGGGCUGAAGACUGGGUCAGCCUUGCCUGGGGGGAAGGCCUCCAGCACAGGAGAUCUGCCGCUUAGUAUUCAGAGGCUGAGGUCCAGCUCCAUCCCUGUAGUGAGGCAAGGACAUCCGGAGGAGCAGGUCCAGCUGUUGUCUUUGGAUGGAGAAGCUGAGGAGAGUGAGCUGGAGAAGCACAGAUUGCCCACAGCCAUUAGCACCAUUGCUGCUCCAACCCCAGCACCAGUCCAGAUCUCCUCGGUAGGGAGUCGGCCAGAGGACAACCUGCCUCCCAAACUGCGCAGAAUGAAUGCUGACCGCUGACAUCUGCAAACUACCUUCAGGACUAAAACUAAUUUGAAAAAUUUAUCAGGCUUGAUGGGCAUUGCAUAUAAGUAAAGUCUACUGUGAUCUAGUUUUUUUUUUUUUGUAAUUUCUGCAGAUUCUCUCCAGUUUUCAGUAUUUCUUAUCAGGCUCUUUACUAAGUUGUCCAUUGCCACAAAUAGAAGGACAACACCAAUAAGCCAUCCAUCCGCUCAUACUGUGACUCAGUUUUGAUAUAUCACCAUCUGUGCCCCCCACUGACUUUUAACAUUUAUGUCCUUGUGCUUGUUCCUUUCAUUUCUUUUCCCAGAAGUUGCAUCAAAGACUUUCUUAUGGCCUCAAACUGCUGUAUCCACUUUUUUUAAUUGAACAAGCACCAAAGUGGCAGUUAUAAAUCAGACUGAUCAUUUGCUAAACCAGCUCCCUUAAAACAGUGACUGUCCAGUGGCUGCUUAGCAAAGAUAACCAGGCACGGCAAGUCUGUCAAGCUUUGGAUUCACUUAUUAUUCUUGAUUUCUCAUAUAAUAAGUGUGCAGUGGUGUUUAAAUUAAGUCUUUACCAAACAUAAAACAAUGUGCAAAAGGAUAAGAAAGUGUUUUAGAGGUUUGCUCAUUUGUAUCAAUGUAAAAUUUAUCUGUAGCAGAUGCUGUUUGCUACGGGACAACCUACUGUAGUAGUCAAAUAGUACCUAAUCUCUAAAAACAGAUUUUGCAUAUGAAUAUGUACAAUCUGUAGGCAAGACACAACAUUUCUGUACCAGGCACACUCUGGUUUCUUUUUGUAGUCUUUUUUGUAGUCCAGGUGCACUUUACUAGCAAUGCACCGAUAUGAUAUUUGGAUCAGAUUUUGGUCCGAGCCUAAUUGUAAAGGCUGGAUUGGAUAUUGUUUAAAACGAGAUGAUCUAUGACCAAUCUAUUCAUUUUUACUGUAUUUGAUUCACUCAGCAGCAACAGUGGUUGCUAUUGGCCAAGCUAACAAAGUACUAAGUAAGCUAACAGCAAAGCAGCAGUUGAUGCUUUCUCUUUCUUGGUCCUUCACUUGUUUGGAAGCUUUUAUUACUCUUUAUUACAGUCUUGGUUACAUAAUGUGCUUGUGCCAGCUCAACUUCACACCAAUAUAUUGAGGAGCAGUAAAAGCAGGUGAACUCAGAUUGAGAGGAAGUAAAGGAGAAACUUGCAUGACUGUCAAUGAAAGCAGUGUGCAGUAGGCUUGCACUGAGCUCGGACUAAUGCAAAUAAAUUAGAUAAAUAAUGAAAAUUACAUUUUAGAUUUUAUUAUUUUUUCCUGUUGUUGUUUAUUAUUUUAUUAAUAAAUAUAAAAUCAAGUACAUUUCUAUUCUUGGAUGCAUGUAUUUGUUAGGAAAGCAUGAUUUAAGUUGAGCCUGGUGCUAGCUAAAGCAUAAGGAAUGAUACUCUUCCUCACAGUGAGGAUUACAGUUUAUUGAUUUAACUCUGGUACCGGAUCAACAGAUACUCAAUGCCAAGAUCUCAGUAUUGGAUCAGAAUUGGUAAAAGCAGGAUUGGUGUGUCCCUAUUAUUGACUAACUUUGGUUGAUAGUCAUUUUGUAGAACAAUAGAGGAAUAUGCAUUUGCUAAAACACAUCAGAUAACUAUCACCUAUUGCCUAACAAUGAUUUGAGUUUUUAUUUGCUUUUUUGCCUGACAUCACAAACACUAAUCAGAGGAUGGAAAAAGAGAGUAAGGUUCUAAGACUAUAUCCUCUUUAAUUAAUUAAAUUUAUUUUUACGUAAAAUCCAGCAGCUUUAGCUUCAGUCUUUUUGCACAGUAUCAUGUCUGAAGACAUCCAGUGCAUAUUUAGAUAAUUUUUUCAAGAUUAGGCAUUGUUUUUGGGGUUUUUUGCUAACAUUGACCUUUCAUCCCACAUGCACAGCUUACAUUAGCCUAAUUAGCUAGUUAACAUAAAGCUAACAAAAAAUCAACGGCUUAUCUACAAUUUAGUAGAAAAACUGCAUGAGUGCCAUACAAGAAAGCAACAGGGGGACAGGGUUUAACUUUACACAAUUUAACCUGAAGUGGAUCCCUGAUACACAUGUUACAUUAAUAUGUUUUAAGGACUACUAUUUAUUUGGAUGCUCACAUGAGCAACUGCAUUACCUAUUGUGCAAUUUUAACAAUUUUUACCUCUUGGUGCACUGUUUGCAUUGGACCAUUACACAUGGGGUGCCAAAUGCAAUCACAAAUCAAUUUUAGACUGCAGAUUUUCUGUCAUUAUUAACUGGUUUAUCAAAAUGUAAAAAAACAACAGCAACAAAAAAACAAAAAAAAAACAAUGUAGGAAUGCAGGGAAGAUGACGUCAGAGGAUCUGUGUAUUAUUGCCAAUAUAAAGGAAAGAUUACUUCAUAUUGCAACUGCUAAAUAAUAAAUUCUUUGAAAACACAACUGUGCCUGUUAGCACUGAUUUUUCCCUAUGAAAAAAAAAGCUGUAUUGCCUUUUCUGUUUGACUCAGCUUGUAUAUUUGCACACUGUACUCAACAUCCAGAGCAGUUUCAUCCUGCAGAAUCUAUCAGCAGCUCAUGUGUCACCUGCUGUGAUGGCUAAACCAGCAUUCAUCAAAUAUUAAAGCCUUAAACGUGAGCCUGAGUUUGUUCUGUUUUGAAGCAAAUUUUAGAACGACAAGCAAGAUCCUUCAGACAAAAUCUUCAGGUAGUUACCCCUGGCUGGAAGGUUAACCGAGUUAAAUCUAGCCCCUCAACCUUCUCCUCUGGCUGCAACUUACUGUAUAUUAUAUAUAUUAUAUAUUUACUUAUAUUUUAGUUUUCAAGCUGCCAAAAAUCACAGGUUAAAGGAGCUUGGUAAGUGGCAUAAUUGCUGCUGACACAUGUACUCCAUAGGCAGAAAAUCUUGCAGAGAUAAGACUUAAACAUCAGAGGAUGUCAAGCGUUUAUUAGUCAUGCUGCAAAGAAUAGCAGAAGAAUGAAAUGUGAUUAUGUAACUAGUUGAGAGUAAGAAAUGACCUCCGUCCAGCUUAAGAUAAAAUUAACUCAGAUAAAUGGUGGUGGGAAAGAAUAAAUCAAAGACAUAACAAUGUAUAAUGAUGGACCAACUGAAAUAUGCAUUCAUUAUUCAGUGAUCAUUCAAAUGCGCUUGGGGAAAAAAAGAUUAGUGUAAUUUUCAUUCAAAGGCACUUUCUUGAUAAAAAUUUUAAAUAUAUAAACAGUUUGCCUCAUUUGUAUUUACUGACUUAUUUCAUAUUUGGGUUAUGCUAAAACACUAACGAAAUUGCAUUUAAUCAAGCAAAAGUAAAACACACAAUAAGUGCUUAUCAUUACCUUGAAGAUCAUAAGAAGAAAAAACCUUCAACAGGAAAAUUUUAAUUUAAAAUUGGUAGAUUUACUGGAGCAGCAGGAAGGAAAAAACAUCCUUUUAGUAGAAAGAAACCUCCAGCAAAACUGAAGACAGACAUAGGCCUUGAUCACUUAGGGAUUGAGGGAAAAUAAAAGAGAAAAAAAAAACAGAUCAUAGAGAGGACAAAACACAUAGUAUGUGAGAAAGAAGAUACAAUUCAAUUUCACGGCUGCAGUGUAUAACAC